This is a messenger RNA of Amoebophrya sp. A120, 9493 nucleotides long. The record is from the annotation of a GenBank genome assembly. Lineage: Eukaryota; Dinophyceae; Syndiniales; Amoebophryaceae.
GCAGGUGAGGGGGAAGCAUCCGUCAAGACGUUUUUGGAACGCGCAGUGCCAAGGAACAUGCUGACCGAGAAAGGCUUUAGUGUGCGCGAUCUCGCUGCUUUGACAACGGUCUGUUCCGCGAGGAGUUGCUUGCAGGAUUUGCUGUGCGCCGCAGCUUUGUUUGAUCUUUUGGAGAUCUUGCUGCUUCAACCGCCGAAGUUGUCUGAAGACGGGGCGGAUGACGUUUCUGACCUCACGCAGCAGGUCCGACGGCAGAUCGCAGAGGUAUGUCUAUGGCAUAAGUAAUUUGUUUUUGAUCGCAUCUUCAUCUCGGCAUUCCGAUCACAUCGUAUUAACGUAAUGAACACAGCAGGUUCUUUGCCAGAUUACUUGCUUGUCUCCCAUCGUAGUACAGGUGACAUAGACAUCGGUUGUUGCUGUGUAGAAAAUGUUGCUAUUUUGUCGGUUCGUUCUUUUUGCUUCAAGAAUCGUGCACGCUUUGGCUUUCCUCGUCCUAUUCCUUCUCGUCCAUUGAUUUGUGUCUGUCGUCUUACCAAGUUGAAACAAUUGCCAUUUCGUACUAGUCGUCCACGUGUUAAAAAAAUAAUCGCACCACGAGCCGCUGCAAUUCCAAUUCGUUUCCUGUUGCAAGAAAACCGAAACAGUGACUUCCCACAUUAGUCUACCCACGAUCCCUACCUAUUUCAAGGCUUUAGAAAAUCACCGCAAAACAAGAGAUUAACCACAUAUUCCAUUCUUCCUUCCUCUUACUCUAGGUUCGAACCGCCGCCGCCCAGAAACUCACCACCCACGGGGAGAAGAAGCUCUUCGACAGGUUUUUCGUUUUUUGGAGCGCGGCCAAGCAGGUGCAGUGGGAGGAAAAGUUGAAGCAAAAAGAAAGACAAAAGAACAAAAACCAAAGUAACAAGAAAGGUACAACUACCAGAAUGCGGCGCAGCAGCCCGGGCCUGCUCACGUCCAACCCCGCGGCGCGCUCCGCUGGGGAAGGCGAGUCGCAGAAGCAGAACAACAAGGGCAAAAAAUCUCUCGAAGACGAGUACCUCGACCAGGUUCUCCGGGACAAGGUCUAUGGCGACCAAUCGAAGAAAAAGCAGAACAUGCGGAAGAAGCACCAGGAGCUAGCUGCACACCUCGAGGAGCACAAAGACGUGGAGAUUACGCUCGUGCGGCACGACGAGGAGACGCCCAGGGCGGAGGCAACGCCAGUCCCACCGCCAGCUCCAGUUGUGGCACAACCGCAGGCCGCAAGCAGUUCCUCCGCCGCGAAAGACGAUGAUGUUAACGAAGACCUCGCGGCACAGAUAAGGAUGAAGAACCCCGUAGAGCUGCCCGGAACGAGGGCCUGGGAGGAUGUCGUCGCGCACUCCCAGAAGAAGAUUGAAACUCUGUUCCACAUCCUCGCCGGCACGAUCGAACCGCACGCGGGCCGGUUAUCCGCGUUGAAAGAGAUGAUGGCGCACGGCAACCGCGAGUUCUCGGGCGAGGACGCCUAUCAAAGGGAUCUGCUGCUGUUGGAGAUCAGGGAGCUGGAAAAGGAGAUCUUUUUGGAGGUGUCUCAAGACCUCCUGACCGCUCAGGGUGGAGCGCGCGGGGCGCAGAGCUUUGCGUCGAAGGUCAGUGGAAGUUUCCCGAACUUGAAGUUCCCGGAGGAAGAUCUCCACGAAACCGUCGAUCAGCACGAGCUCGGCAGGCAGGGCGUCCGAACGCUGCGGCGCCUGCAGGUUCUCUGGGCCGAUCUGGAACUGUAUGAAAUUUCGGGCGCCGAGGCGGAACGGGUGCACAUGAUAAGGGAACUGAGCCAGGUCGCUUUGAAGCCCGCGGGGACGAACGACAGUACGCAGGAGCAACAAUCCACCGCGAAGCUGCGGUUUCUGGUCGAGAACAUGGUCCGGGAACAGGUCCAGGAGCUGGAGACAGAAAUCUUGAUCGCCUGGGGCCAGGAAGUUUUGCUGCAAGCGGAAGAGCACCACGGAGUCGUCGGCGACCAGGAUAUCGAGCUUGCUUCGCCGGCCGAUGCCGCUGAUUCAUCCUCCGGUUUUAAAGAACAGCAGAAGCGGGUGUCAAGUAUGAAACUCCGCUCCGCUGGCGAUCACGCGGCACAGCGCGGGUUCCCGCUUUCCAGUUACUUCACACGGGCCUCGCUGAAGGAGGGAAGCCGAUUCUCCGCGUUGCACAAGAACUCUUUGUUGAGGGUAAACACGUGCACACUGCCCGACCAACAGGAAGCGGAUUUGUUCGCGGAUGUAGCGCCGUCGCAGAAUCAGGCCGCCAAGGCGGUCGCGGUGGAGUCGUUGGAAAAUUUGCAACUUGCUCUCGUGAAGUACGAAGGCCUCGGGAACUACCUCGAGCAGCAGCGCCGUCGGUCCGGAAGUCCGGGCGCGUCCUCCAGCAUGUCGGUGUCCCGCUUGUUUCAAAGCGCCAGAGAAAUCUCCAUCGGCGUUUCGGUGCCCAACCCCGCGGUCUGCGCGAUUCGCCGGGCGCUGGUCGAGCAGAAGAGGGAGUUAGAGACGGACGUGGUUCUGGAGAGCAUGGAGAGGAAACGAAGGAAUCUUCUCGCGAUCGAAGAUUCCCCCCAAGAACCGGCCGCGAACGCGGCGCACGAGUCCACACUUGCGCGCAUGGGGUCGCUCGCCGUACAGCGGAUCGAGGCCUUGGCGGUGGAAGUUGCCGAGACGAACUUCGGCGCGACGCAAACGGAGAACCGGGUCGCCAAGCAGGACUCCCUCGCAACCGCGCAGAGGUUUGUGGAACACAUCUACGAGCUUUGCGACAGCGAGAUUCCCGCGUCGAGCGUGAACCGCGACCCGAAGACGCAGGAGGUGACCAUCCGCAUGAACCGGGCCGCCAUGGCGCAGGUGCAACAUUUGGAAGCGGAUGCGCUGAUCGGAUUGAGUCAGAAAAUUCUGGAGAACCACCUGACCUGGAAAACAGGCAGGAAGACGUUGCCAAACACCUCCGGCACGAGCGCGGACAACUCCAUGGCGGUCGAAGCAAGUCGGCGGUUGCAAGCAGCGUCGGAUCGCGUGUUGGCGCGCGUCGCGAAGCUGCGGGAACUGCAGGACCAGGAGCAGGCCGGCGCGGGAUUUGUCACUGAUUUGUCGAAGUUGCGGCAAAUCGAGCUCCAGCUGUCCCACGUCGCGACGUCAAUGCCGGGACCACAAGCGGCGCAGCUGACGAGGGUACUUACUUAGUCACUUAAAGAUCAAUGCCUUUUUCACUAGAAUGUACUACGUUGUAAGGGGUUCUUUUCAGAAACCUGAGUGAAUGAUGCGUGUUUAUUUUGGUGUCCUCAAGUUUUAUUCGAAUGAGAAUUUCAGAUUUAUCGCAAACACAGGUUGGCCGCAUGGUGCACGAUUUGCUGCAGCAAGUCGCUGUGUCUGACAUGCAAGCGGUUGUCCUGCGUCGCCUUGCCGAAAGCGGACAAGCUCGGCAAUUGGCUGCGAUGGACCAGUUGGCCCGUGCGGAGCUCCUGGCUCUGCAGGACCGCACGAGCACAGCUGCAACUCCCACAGCAGCACCAGAUGCGAAGACCGACAAGACCCAAGUAAAAGUGCACCCGCUAAUCCAAGCGCAGGCAAUCCGCACGCAGGCACGGCUGCGGAAGCUCGCGGCGAACGUGCCGGGGGAUUCAGCAAGCUUCUCCGGCGCGCAGCUUGGCAUCGUUGGUCGCAUUUCGGAGCUCGGACAGAUGCCAGACUCGACUUCCGUCGGCGCAGUGAGCAUGUUGAUCGACGAAAUUCGGGAGCUGGAGGCUGAGCUGAUGAUGUCCCGGAAGAUGCAGAUGGUGGUCGGAUACAAGACGAAAAAAGCCACUCCGCCGCUCACCGCCGAGGCAGCCGCGGCCGCGCGCGCUUGCACACGCAUCGCGAAUCUGUUCAUGGAAUCGGAGACUUCGGAACGGCAACAGGAUCUGUUGGAGCUCAUGCGCGACUUGAGUACCACCAUUGCGGAAGCCGCAGAUGCGUCUCGGACGCUGGAUGGUAUAAAUAGAACACUUUUUAGUUUCGAUCCUACUUGUACCUUACUGCUUCAAACAAAAGCCUUGCAUACUGUCCCAACGUUUUUUCUCUUUCCUUUUCCAGACCUGAAUUCCACACCCCAAAACAGAUUUGAUGCUGAGCCUGUUGCGUGACGUGGAGACGGAGAUUGUUUCCGGCCGUUUAGCCUCUGAGUUCCCCGACAUUCGGACGACGUCACGGAAUCUGGCCGCUGAUGAUGAUGCGUCUGACUGGGCCUUCGCGGUGCGACGAGUGGGGCAGAAGGUCGAUACGCUGUCGCACAUUUUAGCGGAGUUUCUGGAUAUGACGUCCCACCCAGCUGUCGCCCGCGACGUACAACUAUUGCAAGAGAUGUCCAGUGUGGGGUUCGAACCCACGACGCUGGACUUGCCCAUCCUGCAGGACGUUUCUCUUCUGAAGAUGCGGGAGCUGGAGACCGGUGUUCUCCGUUUCGCGCGGGAUUACGUGCAGUUGCUGUUGCAGCAGAAGCGGGCCGGUAGUCAAAACGCGGCGGCGAUGAAAACCGCUUUGGCAAGUUGGGAAGCCGACACCGGCUUGUUUUCCGCGUCGCUCGGCGCGGGACCCGCGUCGCAGCGCUUGAGCGGGAUUUUUCCCAACGUGCAGAUCCCAGCGCUUCGCCCGGACGAUGCGUUUCUGAAGCAGGAGGGCAUCGCCGCACUGCAGCGCGUGAAGAAGCUCUGCACUGGCCUCCACAUGGAGACGGCGGCGCUCGCGCAAGCGGACCGCGCGCUGCUGCUGCAGUUUCUCUGCUUCGAGACGGAAGCCAGUGCCUCCAGUUCCAUGGCGCAGGACCCUUUAGCGUUGGUGAACUCCCGGCUGGAGAACCUGACGCGGGAACAGUUCCGGGAACUGGAAAGUGAGAUCAUUCUGGGCUACGGAAACGCGGUUUUGGCGACCAACGAGGAUGCGGAGAAUGUUGGAUUCCUCGGGGUUUCCAGUUUGCUGCCCUGGCUGAUGAAGAACUUUGGAACCGCGGGGGCGGUGGAUAGCGCGAACCAACCCCCUUUGCCGGAUAAACUCACCGUGUUGAACCAGCAAGACACGAACUUCGCCUUGGGCAAGAAGCCGCUCGGUGCCGCGCCGCAGAUGUUCAGUACGGACAGCCGAAUGACGACGCGCAGUUUUGUCGGUGCGGCAAGCCGUUCAUCCGUGCGCGCCUUGUCGUCAAGGGAAGACCAGGAAGUCUUCUUUCUCGAAAGCCAACUCUUCUCCGUGCAAGCACCGACUGGGAACCAAUACGCGAAAAUGCGGAAGAUUCGCGAGCUCAGUCUGUUAGAUCGGUCCUUGAGUGCGAACGCAGACAGGUUGAGCGGUAGAAUGUCCGACCGGUCAAUGCGCGGAACACUGCCGUUGGGCACUGGAGACGGAAGGGUAUAACGUGCUUUUGUUUUGUUUCGCGAUAGUAAUGUUCGUUUUCUCCGCUCAGUAAGUUGUAGUUUCUGUCUCGUCGAGGUCUAUGGUGACAGACAUUAGACAUACUUCGCAUUCGACUUUCAUUAGUAUUUCAAACUCCUCACAAUUGCACAGACGAGCGCCACGGUCGCCGCCCCGAUGACGAUGCUGCGUCGCGCGAUCUGUGAUCAGAAGCGGGAGCUGGAAACCGAGGUUGUUCUCGAAUCCAUGGAAGUCGCCGAGCAUGAGCUGCAGAUUGUGAAAAGUAACAACAAGGGCACGGCGCUCGCUAGCCUGGCGGGCACUGCGGUGGACCGCAUUGAAAAGUGCGCCAUGGAGGUCGGCCAGGUGUACGAGUAUGCGGGUGUGGAGGCGGAGGAGGCCGAGCGGCUCUCCGAGCAGAGGCGAACGUUUUUCCACACCGCCUUCCACUUUGUGGAGCACAUCCACGAUCUGGCCGAGGCGGAAAUCGUGCCGACCGCGCAGCUCGGCGUCGGGAGAGCAAACGAGAUGGUUCUCAAAUUGAACGCCGCGGCUGCCCGGCAGUUGCAGCAUUUGGAAGCGCAAAGCGUCGUCAGCAUGGCCCACAACAUCAUGACGCACCAUUCGGAUCGCUUAAUGCGCGACGCGCGAGCGGGGGCGAGAGACAGUUACUUGGGCGGUGGCGCGAGGGGCAAGACAAACGCAGCUUCUGCAAGUGGGGUUGCUUCUGCGAAAGAUUUUUCUAGUAAUGCAACUACUUCUAGCGCGGUGGCGCUGCGCACCAAAACCAACCUGCGCGAGCAGCAGAGGGCAGCGUCCGAGCGCGCGCUGCAACGCGUGCAGCGGGUACGGGACGAGUUGAAGGUUCCGGAAGAUAUCAUUGGUUUGCUCCCGGACUUGCAAGAUUUGUGCCAGAUUCACACCGAGCUCGCCCGCGAGGCGGAAUUGUUGCAGCGCAACGGGUUUCUGCCGCAGUGCGAGCACGUGGACCGCGUCGCCCGCAUGGUGCACGACGUUUUGCAAGACGUCGCGGCGUCCGAUCUGUUGCAGCUCCUGGCCCGGGCGACGCGCGGGGAGCCGCUGAUGCUGAUGGAUCAGCCCGCGGACGUGCAACUGUCCAAGCCGGCGGCGCCCGCCGCUCCCGCGGCUGCUGCGGUGUCGAGCAGCGGCCCGCAAAGUCCGGCGCUGCCGCGCGAAAUUUUGCAGAAUCAGCUGCACAACACGGAGAAGCGUUUGGAUCAGUCGUUCGGAAGUUUGGAGAAAAACGCCGCUUCGACGCAGCAGAAGGCGCUCCGCGCCAAGAUUCGCGAGCUUUGCCAGUCCUACUUUGACGCAACCAAAGCGGAAGCUAUGGUGUCUGCUGGUACAACAGCUGGGCAGCCAGCAGUAUCACAAGCAAAUAUUCCGACGAAAGCGGUCCCGGAUGAGGUGCAGAGAAAACUGGGGCUCUUCGUCGCGGAUAGCAUCCGAGAGUUGGAAUCGCAAAUCUACCUGAGCAGCGCGUACCGAUUGUCCGUCGCUUUGCCACAAGCGCCAGCAGGAGUGAUGCAGCUGACGAAUACAACCAACGCGAAUGAACAAUCUCGGCAGUCGAAAGCCCAGGCUGAGGAUUCAUCGCCCGCCCUCCAGUCGGCGAAGAUGGCCCUAAAGCGGCUAGAAACCAUGUUCCGCGACGGACCGCCAAACGCCAGACAACAGGACUUGUUUGCGCAGUGCCUCGAGCUGUACGAUGGCGCGCUGGUUGUCGCGCACCAGCAGACGUUCGUCUCCGAGCAAGAUCAGCAGGAGAUCCAGGCGCUCGUGGCCGCGAUGGCCUCGCAGAUAAAAGAGCUGCAGAAAGAAAUCGUGCUGGAGAACGUGCAAAGAGCGCAUGAGCGCAGCGCCGGGGGGAGCACCUCCUCGCCCGCCUUGGCCAGCGAAGUGCGGCAAGGCUGGGAAAACGUGAACGCAGCAAAGCGGAGGUCCACGGCGAGCUACAUUGAGCAAGAUCUGAACAAUCGUAAUUCAUCCGGGAACGACGAUGAUUUGCCGUUGUGGAUGCGAGAAUUAGCCGGGAAGAAGCGUGGUUCGGAUACAACUAGCGCGUCGAGAAGUGAGCAGCAAGCGGCUUUGCUGGAACAGCAGCAGCAGCAGGAGCAAGUCCUCGCACAGCAAAACUUGCAAUCGAAGUUACCGUUGGAACUUCCGAUGCCGCAGCGCUCAGAAGCGGGAGCGUCGAAAGAAAUCUUACUUCCGGAAGGCGAGGCGCAGGCAGCCCAAUCGCAGAAGUUCGGCACGGUUGCUGGGUUUCAGUGGGCGGCGCCGGAACUCGGCAAGGAUCAUCCGGCGGCAGAUCAGCAGCCGCUUUCGCCCGAAGCGAGGGUGUUUUCCCCGCCCGUGCGAUCAGGCGCAGCGGCAAAGGGGCCCCCGAAUCCGUUGUUUUACUCGGAGACGAGCGACGAAACAGAGCUCAUUCCGCGAUUUCGGUUCUCGCGCGACCCGGAUUUUUUGCGGUUAGACCUCCACGAAGAGCGGUGUGACGACGAGAAAGGACAAGAACGAGAGGCGGUGAUACUACAACAGCCUCCUUCGCAAGAACUUCCGAUAGCUGCAGUCGAGAAAACUGCUGUGUUGAACCGCGACAGCCCGAAUUUUAUGCGCAGUCUCCACCACAAGCUGGAACAACAGAUAUCUCGGACGACGCCCUUGCUGCACUUCAACUUCAACACUGCGCAAGCUUCAACUUCUUCCCCGCUAGCGAAAAGCCUGGAGCAGUUUCAGGCGUCGCUUCUCGGAAGACCAGAGGAGCAAAGUCCACAUCAAGAGACUAGCGAUAGAAAUGACGGGGAACAACAGUUCGCAGCGGCCACGCCGGUUGGUAUCGCAGACAAGAAACCUCCUUCAUCGCCACAGAUAUUGGAGGACAACGGACCCCGGCCCUUUCGCUUCGGCAUCACGGCACCAUCUCCGUUACUGCGGACCACUCCGGUUGUCAGAAGUAGCAACGCAGCCAAGCCCCUAGACCGUGCGGCAUUGGAGGAGGAGCUGCGCUGCAAGACGUCGAAAAAUCUGGAGCUCUUUCAAAGAGUUUUCGAGUUGGAGACACAAUUGAAAGAACAGAAGCAAGUGGUCACGCCGGCGGUCGCCGACGAUGAGCAAGAAAUCGAAGCGGCGAGUCUGGAAAAGAGCGUAGCAUUUUUCCCGGCAAGAAUACCGGAAGUAUCUCUGUCCGCCGAGAAUUCUGCGUCGGAAACUGCGGGGCAGAGUCUGCAUGUCGCGAAUUAUCCGCGGAAUAAACCGCUGUUAUUCUACAAUGACGACAGUAGAGGCAGUGCCAGCACGGGGGCAAAAAAAGUUUCCUCUCCCAAUCGACGACCACCCUCCCAGCCUGCGACUUUGUCGCGAAAUCAGCGGGCGACGAGUUCUUCCUCUCAGCGCUCGGCAGCUGCAUCGAGCACGAAGAAAAGCAGCGCAACUGCAGGGUUCGGAUCCAGGAGCGCGUACCCCUUCGUACCGACAGGCCUGUUGGCUGACCUGCAGCACACAAGUAAAUCGCGACGAGGAGCCCGGCAGGAAGACUUGUCUCCGCGAACGGGAUCAAGAAUGAGCAAAAGGAGUAACUCGCCAAAAACGACACACAGGAAGUCGCCGUCGCCGAAAAAGCUAAACCCGCCCGCGAAUCUGUACGCCGCACGAAAUCGACCGACGACGAGCAACUCAAACAGCACUUUCCAGGGCGUAAAAGCAUCCGUGUUGUCUUUAGCGUCCCCGGACGACAGUAUGGCCUCGUCGGCGGUUGCACCUGUCACCAGGACGCCACGCGGCCACGACGGGGAGGACGGCACAUUGUUGCACUCUCUUGGAAAGCAAUGGUCAUACUUGCUUGCCCGCUACGGGAAGGAGUGAGGCUGUUCUUACUGAUGUGUUUUUUUGAAGAACUGCAAGAAAGCUAGAAAUUAGCAUAGCAAUUAGUUCCUAAUAAACGUAUUUUUUACUCUCAAUGAAUUGCAUAAAAACGUUAACUAGGAGUCACAGAUGGAAUCUUUUGAGUAGAUUAUGUGUUUUUUUCUGGACGUAAACGGAGCAAAAUGAGGAGGAAUCAAUAGGAAGUUAUAGAUAAU